GUGGACGGCUACUAAUCUUCGGGUCGCCCUAAUCUUCGCGACCUAUUUAUAAAGUGUAUCAGUCAGAACAGCUGUGGUUCAUGUCUAACUAGAAUCUUGGAUUUCAAAUGACAUACGUUGAUAAUUGUUGAAAACCUGAAAUCAAAACAACACAACAUCGAUAUUUAGCGAAGGAUUGUGGUUCGUUAAUUGACUGAAAUACAUUGAAUAAGCUAGGAGCAUAUUUUGCUACAUAUACGCAGUUUUACAUCAUUUCGACGAUGUAAUGUUAUAUUGCGCACUCGAGUAUAACAAUAUUGACAACAUAUUGUGAUAAUCACGAGGCGAUUUAAACAUCCGGAUAUUUAUAUGCAAAGAGCAAAUACAGUAUCGGUUAUAUAUAUCGACCCUGUUAGGCUGCGAGCGGGAGCUACGUUAUGGAAGACCGGAUCAUCGGGCUGAUUGUUGGAGUCAUCGCAUUCCUGCUUAUUGCGCUCCUUGGAGUUUUGCUUUGGAAAGUAUACAAAUACCAUCACGGUUCCAGGAACGCCGCUUUUCUCGCAUUGAUUUUCAAGAAAGGUCCACAGCCGCCUUCGGCAGGAAAAUGCGAGUGUUGUCAAAAAUGUGACGUCAACGCCGACGUGAAAAAGACGGAAAAUAUGAAACGCUUUGAAAACACGUGUCAUACUAAUCGGUGUUGUCAGAAGUGCGACGUAAAAGUUAAAGAAGAAGAAAAACAAUACAAUGCAAACGUUGACAAAGAGAGAAAGGUUUGGCAUACCAACGGGGUGUUAGACGAGGACAAACGAUAUACCAUCGUAAAAAUGACUGGACCCGGAGAAAUGCCGUCAAAUGACGUCACAAAAAGGACGCAUACGAUUGAGUCGCCCGUUAGAAAAUCGGCGGAUAAUUAUUCCUUUAUCGAUCUGAAUGACUGAGAGAAAACUAUCCUAUCAUAUGCUUCCAUUCUUUCUAUCAUUGUUAAUCUUCGAUUGUCUGGCGAUCUUGAAGAACUGGGUUAGAUUCACACUCGAGCGUCCUCAAGAUCUCCAAAACACCAAAAAGGUCUUGUUUUACCCAGGACACAGACUCGAUGAUGCCUCAAGAAGCCUUUUGAAGUUGGUGCAAUCGAGUUUAAAUUAACAGCUUAAAACUGUCAACGAAUAACAGACACAAGUUCGAAAAACGUCACAAUAAACAACAAAAUGGUGACACACAACUGCGGAUUUUUGCGGUAUUCAAUGGGCUGGAAUACAGUUAUUCCCAUGGCGCGUUAUUUCGUGUCAUUUCAAGAUUGGUUAAAGUAUUAGGAUUUUUACUAAGACGCUCCCCCAGGUAUACAAUUAACUUAUUUUCAUACUUCUCGUUUUUCUGCGACGUCGCGUGUAUCUUUCACACGUGUAUAAUGGUGCUAAAUACGUAGGACUAUAUGGUGCUAAAUACGUUGAGUCGUAGAACUAAAUAUAUUUGCUUAUGAUACUGAUGUGUUUUUGUAAAUCCCCCGUGUUUAAAUAUAACUCCAUCAGUUUGUACAGGUGUAUACUAGUACAUAGAAAUCUACAUUCUUUGUAUUCUUAUUGUAAUGUUUAUACACGUUAUUGAAAAUGUAAAGUUUGUUUUAUAUUCAACUUAAUGUUUUGAAUAUUGUUAAUAAACUUAAACACAAUAUACGCUAUGAUCUUGUGUUACAAAUCAUUAUGCUGUUCUAAAAUUAAAGGUUUUGAUGGAUAUCUUUAACCUUAUGCAAUCUCAUUAACAGAUGUAUAUUCAUGUAAUAAAUACACCAACAUA
Messenger RNA from Dreissena polymorpha, 1770 nucleotides. RefSeq lists its product as uncharacterized. The record is from RefSeq and is a predicted model, not a curated record. The coding region runs from base 417 to 917 and encodes 166 amino acids. NCBI's taxonomy places the organism in Eukaryota, Metazoa, Mollusca, Bivalvia, Myida, Dreissenidae. The transcript has 3 exons.